Messenger RNA from Bipolaris zeicola 26-R-13, 1170 nucleotides. RefSeq lists its product as uncharacterized. Gene Ontology annotation, biological process: proteasome-mediated ubiquitin-dependent protein catabolic process. Gene Ontology annotation, cellular component: proteasome regulatory particle, base subcomplex. The transcript has 2 exons. The record is from RefSeq and is a predicted model, not a curated record. Gene Ontology annotation, molecular function: proteasome-activating activity; ATP binding; ATP hydrolysis activity. NCBI's taxonomy places the organism in Eukaryota, Fungi, Ascomycota, Dothideomycetes, Pleosporales, Pleosporaceae. Bases 1 to 1170 code for a protein of 389 amino acids.
AUGGCGCUCGACACCUUCUUCCACAACAAGAUCGAGGCGAUGAAGCUCGAGAUCAUACAAGGCCAGGCAAAGCUACGACGACUCGAGGCCCAACGCAACGACUACAACUCGAGGGUGCGAUUACUGCGCGAAGAGCUGGGCCUGCUUCAGCAACCGGGGUCCUAUGUCGGCGAAGUGGUCAAGGUCAUGGGCACCAAGAAGGUGCUGGUCAAGGUGCAUCCCGAGGGCAAAUACGUCGUCGAUGUUGCCGACAGUGUCGACAUCACCAAGCUCACCGCUGGCAAACGCGUCACCUUACUCAGCGAUUCGUACAAGCUCGAAAAGCUACUCCCGUCUUCGGUCGACCCGCUUGUCUCGCUCAUGAUGGUCGAAAAGGUGCCCGACAGUACAUAUGACAUGAUUGGUGGUUUGGACCAGCAGAUCAAGGAAAUCAAGGAGGUCAUCGAGCUCGGUCUACAACAUCCCGAACUCUUCGAAUCACUCGGUAUUGCCCAACCCAAAGGUGUUUUGUUAUACGGCCCCCCUGGAACUGGAAAGACGCUGCUUGCGCGUGCUGUUGCGCAUCACGCCGACUGCAAAUUCAUUCGAGUAUCUGGUAGCGAGUUGGUCCAAAAGUACAUUGGUGAGGGUAGUCGUAUGGUCCGAGAGUUGUUCGUCAUGGCUCGAGAGCAUGCUCCUAGCAUCAUCUUCAUGGACGAAAUCGACAGUAUUGGAUCAAGUCGUGUUGAGGGAAGCUCUGGCGGUGAUUCGGAGGUGCAGCGAACUAUGUUGGAGCUGUUGAACCAGUUGGAUGGUUUUGAGCCGACUAAGAACAUCAAGAUCAUCAUGGCAACCAAUCGACUUGACAUCCUCGACCCCGCCCUGUUACGACCUGGUCGCAUUGACCGAAAGAUCGAAUUCCCACCGCCAACCGUCGAAGCGCGUGCUGAUAUUCUGCGAAUUCACUCGAGGAGCAUGAACUUGACACGUGGAAUCAAUCUCACAAAGAUUGCGGAAAAGAUGAACGGAUGCUCUGGUGCUGAGUUGAAGGGUGUGUGUACUGAGGCCGGUAUGUAUGCCCUCAGGGAGAGGAGAGUGCACGUCACACAGGAGGACUUUGACCUGGCGACGGCCAAGGUGCUGAACAAGCAUGACGACAAGGCCACCAGUCUGAGCAAGUUAUGGAAGUAG